AACACAGGAAUAUACGGAAGGAUAAUUGUCUGUUAAGCUAAGACUCGACCAAGCUACACAGUGGCCUCUAAUUAGAAAACGGUUCGAAAUGAAUACCCAUCUGCAAGGAUCAUCACCCAGAUCUCCCGCACCGUCACCUGAUCCGGACGUUGACGAGGGUAGCUCUAAAAAGCAGGCAACAAGAGUAUUUAAGAAAAGUUCAUCAAAUGGCAAAAUCACCGUGUAUUUGGGUAAACGGGACUUCGUCGACCACAUUACCCAUGUGGACCCGAUAGAUGGUGUCGUGCUGAUAGAUCCCGAUUAUGUGAAGGAGAGAAAAGUUUUUGGACACGUACUGGCCGCCUUCCGGUACGGGCGUGAAGAUCUGGACGUGCUGGGACUAACCUUCCGAAAGGAUCUUUAUCUCGCAUCGGAACAGAUUUAUCCACCGUUAGAAACGGAUCGACCGCUCACCCGCCUGCAGGAGCGCCUGAUACGGAAGCUGGGCGCGAACGCCUAUCCCUUCUACUUCGAAGUGCCGCCACACUGUCCAGCAUCGGUGUCGCUACAGCCGGCACCGGGCGAUACCGGCAAACCGUGCGGCGUGGACUACGAGCUCAAGGCCUUCGUCGGCGAGUCGCAGGAGGACAAACCGCACAAACGGAACUCGGUACGGUUAGCGAUAAGGAAAAUCAUGUACGCACCCUCGAAGCUUGGCGAACAGCCGUCGAUCGAGGUUAGCAAAGAGUACAUACUGAAACCAAAUAAAAUUCACCUAGAGGCAAGUCUGGACAAGGAGCUUUACCACCACGGCGAAAGCUUGUCGGUGAAUGUACAUAUAGCGAAUAAUUCAAGUAAAACAGUUAAAAAAAUCAAAGUAUCGGUCCGGCAGUUUGCGGACAUCUGUCUCUUCUCGACGGCGCAGUACAAGUGCACGGUAGCGGAGGUGGAAUCCGAAGACGGAUGUCAGGUUGCUCCUGGAUUUACGCUUUCGAAAGUGUUUACGCUGACGCCAUUGCUGGCCAAUAAUAAAGACAAGUGGGGCCUGGCACUUGACGGGCAGCUGAAGCACGAGGACACCAAUCUGGCCUCGAGCACGCUGUCUCGCACACUGGUGGAUGGAAAAUAUAGAAUUGCUGAUCCUUCACAACGAGAAAACCUGGGCAUUAUAGUGCAGUAUAAAGUAAAGGUUAAACUUUGCAUCACUCCACUCGGCGGAGAUUUAGUAGCAGAGUUGCCAUUCAUACUCAUGCACCCGAAACCGGACGAUGAUGAACCCGUGAUAGGAGACCGAUCGCCCGGUCGAACAGUGAACAGUGCCGAUCGUAAACACUCGUACCAGGCCGGUCACGAAAUGGGCUCCAACAGCAACAAUGGUGACGCAAAUGCCGCUAAAGAGGAUGGUCCCAAUCUAAUCCAGCUAGACGGCGAUGACAACUGUCCGGACGAUGAUAUUAUAUUUGAGGAUUUCGCACGGUUACGCUUGAAAGGCGCUGAAACGGAAGCUUAAGGCUAUCGCGGCGCGAAAAUGUAGUGUAGCGUCGUGUUCCGGACUAAAAAAAAACAACAAGGCUUACCCAGAGCCGCCGCACAGUCGACAGAAUAUGGCUUCGAUAGUCACCCGGCCACAAGCCAUUGGUCAAGGCACAAAUGUUGGUUAGCGAAUCUUAGCAGAGCGAUAAGCGAGAGCGAAAAAAAGCAACAACAACCGACCAACAGAUAAGUUAAGCUACGCCAAAGUAUCCAUAUAUUUGAUGUUUUCAAACGAUUGUCUAGCUCUUCCUCAAAACAAAACUCUCCUAGGACGGUACAGUACGGUACAGGUGGUGAUCAUUGAGAUAUGUGCACAAAGAAAUAAUGUCACUAUAUAACGUAUAAGGACCAAACGUCUGCAUUGGUUUUCUGCAGCAAGAAAACCGCCACAAGCACACACACAGACUAUUUAAAUGGGCUAGAUUAAAACAUCUACCGUUUCCCGUUUCACGCAAUGUCCGCAAUCUCGGCAACUUCUUCAUCUUCUAUUCCAUCUCCUCCAUUUUCUUCCAACACCCGUUUGCUUCGUUAUUGUCGGGAGUAUACAGUUUAGCGUACAACAUUACGCGCUCUAAGAAUAUUGACUUCCCCGGUGAAGAAGGGUGAAAUAGUUAGCCGUCAGUGUGUGGGCAAUCAGUAAUCGCAGGUUAUAGAGCAAUUAUAGAGAGUACUUCAACUGCCGCCAUGCUGUUACUACUGAUAGAUUUUAUUCUUUUCUAUACAAAUAACUAUUAACAAAAGGAAAAAAACCCUGUUGAGCAAAUAUUCACAACAAUUCGAAACAAAUAACUGUUUUCUAUUUUUCACAAAAAGCUAAGACCGAAAAUGAUCCGUUCUAUUCGGUGUCUUCGUCAAGAAGGUUCGAUUAUAAUUUUAUUUGACCACGCUCAUUGGAUUUAGGGAAGCAUUUCUACUAUUCUGUAUCGUAUUAUCAUAUAGAUGUAACACACGAGCGUCACUGGAAAAAAGUAGUGUGGACACAAGCGAGUCCUCUUUUGCAUUUAUAGUGAGGAAGAAGGAAACAAAAAAUAAAACAUAACGCGACACUCGCGUGUGUAAAGGAAAGGUAGUGAAGACACAACACGCGCAUACAGUAAUCGUGCAAAUAGCCACUUUAGAGCUACGUUGUGUUUGGAAGCGCUUUUGUUUUGAUUCGAAUUGUGUUGUUGUGCACGAAAAAGCAUGUCUUAGAAUGUUUCUCGAAUGGCAUUACAUGAAACGGUGAAGUCUGAGCCCGUUUUCUUAAGUGUAUAGAUGUACCGUGCACACAAAUGCACCCACUCCCCACGAGAAACAGGGGUGUCAAAUGAAUCUAUACAGCAAUUGUAUAUGCGCAACGUUAUAUGUUCGCUUUUGGCCUUUUAUUUUUUUUUUUACUUUUGAGGAUCGUUUCAAGCAACAAUAAUAAUUGUCGUCACCGUAUAACUUUAUUUGAUAGGAAUGCAAACCGAUAUAUCUAGUUCGUUGUAGUGAUAAUCGCACAACACAAAAGAGCAAGUAUUUAUUGGAAACAACCCCCGUUUAGGUAGAACGUUGGAUGUAAGAGAUACUACGAAAUAAACGUAAGCUCCCCCUCCCCCAAUAAUGCACUCCACGUACCAUAAAAUCAGUCGUUGUAUGGGUGUAGUAACAAGAGAAAAGAAGUAGUAGCUUUAAUGUAAUGCAGAAAACAAAAACACACUCUCACACACGAACGUCUAAAACUCGUGCACUUUCGCGUCAGUAUGUUCCAGCCCAUUUGUUGCGUUUGUUGUUUGGAAAAAGGAGAGAGAACAGGAACAACACAAUCCCUCACAGUAAAGUGAAUCAUUCUCGUACCUUUUGGGGGGCGAAACGUUACUAGAUAAUCCAUUCCAAAAGUUUAUCUUCCUUGUUGGU
Messenger RNA from Anopheles moucheti, 3390 nucleotides. It is a transcript of the gene krz, whose product is annotated as beta-arrestin-1. Gene Ontology annotation, cellular component: cytoplasm. Gene Ontology annotation, molecular function: G protein-coupled receptor binding. The transcript is spliced from 10 exons. Bases 89 to 1489 code for a protein of 466 amino acids. Lineage: Eukaryota; Metazoa; Arthropoda; Insecta; Diptera; Culicidae. The record is from RefSeq and is a predicted model, not a curated record. Gene Ontology annotation, biological process: signal transduction; G protein-coupled receptor internalization.